Molecule: messenger RNA, 1190 nt
Organism: Lepisosteus oculatus (spotted gar)
Lineage: Eukaryota; Metazoa; Chordata; Actinopteri; Semionotiformes; Lepisosteidae
Gene: arglu1a
Product: arginine and glutamate rich 1a
Cellular component (GO): mitochondrion; nucleoplasm
Molecular function (GO): cadherin binding
Source: RefSeq, a predicted model, not a curated record
GAUGCAUCCUGGGAGAACGGAGACAGCCGCCAUUUUGCUGGCUGGCCGGGUUUAUCGUAUUGAUAUAAUAAUAAAGUUUACAAGGAAAUCGGACGUGAUUUUGGUUGAAAGAAUUUGGAGGUAAUUCUGGUAAAGGUCGAAUUCGCCGAAUAAAGAGUUUAAAAUAAGGAAUUGAUUAUUAAGGUCGUAGUUUGAGGUGGCGAUUAUGGGUCGUUCUCGCAGUCGCAGCUCGUCCCGCUCUAAGCACUCCAAGAGCAGCAAGCACAACAAGAAGCGGAGCCGGUCCAGAUCUCGGUCCAGAGACAAGGAGAGGUCUAAGAAGCGAUCGAAGUCCCGGGAAGCGAAGAGAAGCCGGCGGAGAGAGUCGCGGUCACGUUCCCGCUCCGCUACAGCCGCGACCCGUAGAGAAAGGGAGCGGGAGCGAGACCGGGCUGCCUCCCCCUCCGACAGGAUCGACAUCUUCGGGCGGACAGUGAGCAAGAGAAGCAACCUCGACGAGAAGCAAAAGAAGGAGGAGGAAGAGAAAAAGGCCGAACUGGAGAGACAGAGGAAAAUACGACAACAGGAGAUUGAAGAAAAGCUCAUUGAAGAGGAGACGGCGCGGCGUGUGGAAGAGAUGGUGGCCAAGCGGGUGGAGGAGGAGCUGGAAAAGCGGAAAGAUGAAAUUGAGCGUGAGGUGCUCCGGAGGGUGGAGGAGGCCAAACGCAUCAUGGAGAAACAGUUGCUCGAGGAGCUGGAGCGACAGCGGCAAGCUGAGCUCGCAGCACAGAAGGCUAGAGAGGAGGAAGAAAGAGCAAAACGAGAAGAACUGGAGAAAAUAUUAGAAGAAAAUAACCGUAAAAUUGCUGAUGCUCAAGCUAAACUGGCUGAAGAGCAACUGAAAAUUGUAGAAGAACAAAGGAAAAUUCAUGAAGAGAGGAUGAAAUUAGAACAAGAAAGACAACGUCAGCAAAAAGAAGAGCAAAAACUAAUCUUGGGCAAGGGAAAGUCAAGGCCCAAGCUGUCCUUCUCUUUAAAACCAACAGAAUGAACUGCAACUUGUACUUUUAACUGUAUGGUAGCUUCAUGUUGAAGUGUUUUCUGGAGAGUCUGGAAUGUUGGCUUAUACCGAUGUGGGCUGUGCUCAACAAUCUUUCGAAAGGAGAUGAGGCAUCUUUUAAUUGAUAAUCCAGCCAUCAUAAUUUUUUUUU